Arachis duranensis is the source of this 747-nucleotide messenger RNA. RefSeq names its product nudix hydrolase 26, chloroplastic. The record is from RefSeq and is a predicted model, not a curated record. Gene Ontology annotation, molecular function: guanosine-3',5'-bis(diphosphate) 3'-diphosphatase activity; bis(5'-adenosyl)-pentaphosphatase activity. The coding region runs from base 102 to 479 and encodes 125 amino acids. The transcript is spliced from 5 exons. NCBI's taxonomy places the organism in Eukaryota, Viridiplantae, Streptophyta, Magnoliopsida, Fabales, Fabaceae. Gene Ontology annotation, biological process: nucleoside phosphate metabolic process; ribose phosphate metabolic process. Gene Ontology annotation, cellular component: chloroplast.
UCUCUCUCUCUCUCUCUCUCUCAGUAACUGUCUUUUAAUUAGGGUUUCUCUGUUUUCAGAUCUUCGCGGCUUCGAGGUUGGACAUACCCAAUGCUUGGCAAAUGCCGCAGGGUGGUAUUGAUGAAGGUGAGGAUCCAAGAAAUGCAGCUAUCAGAGAAUUAAGGGAAGAGACAGGAGUUAGUUCCGCAGAAGUGAUUUCUGAGGCACCUCAUUGGUUGACAUAUGACUUCCCACCACAAGUCAGGGAGAAAUUGAAUAUUCAGUGGGGAUCUGAUUGGAAGGGUCAAGCACAAAAAUGGUUUCUUUUUAAGUUCACUGGUCAAGAUCAAGAAAUCAAUCUUUUGGGUGAUGGUACUGAGAAAGCUGAGUUCGGUGAAUGGUCAUGGCUGCCACCAGAGAAAGUAAUUGAGCUUGCAGUGGAUUUCAAGAAGCCUGUGUACAAGGAAGUCCUAGCAGCUUUUGCUCCACAUCUCCAAUAAGUUUUGCUGAAAUUGUUAUGGCAAUGACAGUUGCCUUUGAGAAUUGUGUGGGCUGCGUAGAAAAUAAUGUAUACAAACUGUGUCUCUUGGCCAUAACCUGUAUUGUGUUUUCAUUUGGGAGGGCCAUGAAUUGUAUUUAUAGGCAUCUGUCCAAUUUUGUUUCAUGAAUGAAAUAUCUGAUACCUCAUUUGUAUGUCUUUGAUACCUAUCUAGAGUAUGUACAAAAAUAACCCGAUACAAAUAAAUUUUACUGGAAAAUUCACACUUA